AAAACUGUAUACUGUCGGCUUCCAGGGAUAGAACUGCUCGGUUGUGGCAUCCGGAAGGAAUUAAAGAUUUCGUAACUGUUGUUACUUACAAGGGACAUAAUAACUUUGUAUCGUGUGUAUGCUGGGUUCCUCCCUGCGAAGCUUUUCCGGAAGGUCUUGUGGUGACAGGAAGCAAUGACAAUACAAUACUAGGCUACAACCUGCAAGACGGAAUGAUACAGGUCACCUUAGAAGGUCAUGAGAAUGCAGUUUGCAGUGUCACACCAGCAAAAGAUUCUGGUAUUUUACUAAGUUCAAGCUGGGAUAGCACAGCUAAAAUAUGGAAUCUUAAUGCUACCCGUGUAGUUCCGAUAACCUUAAAAGGUCACCAAGCUGCAGUGUGGGCUGUUGUGGAGCUUGGAAAUAGUACUUAUGCAACUGCAUCAGCUGAUAAAACUAUUAAAUUAUGGAAAAAGUCUGGCGAUUUAAUUACAACUCUUACAGGUCACACAGAUUGUGUAAGAGGGUUAGUGUUAGCUAGUCCUGAAUCUUUCUUGAGUUGUUCCAAUGAUGCCACUAUCAGACUUUGGAGUAACAAAGGACAGUGCCUUAAUACAUACUAUGGUCAUUCAAACUAUAUUUAUAGCAUUAGUAUGAACCCAGCACUAACAAAUGGUUUUGCAACAUGCGGUGAAGAUGGCAGUGUGCGACUGUGGUCUGGCGGUGACUGUAUUUGUGAUAUACGUCUACCGGUACACUCAGUUUGGAGCGUCACAUGUUUGGACAAUGGCGAUAUAGUUACUGGUUCAAGUGAUGGAAUCGUGCGCGUAUUCACAGCAGAUUCAGCGCGGUACGCAAACGAGGCAACACUCAAAGCGUUUGAAGAUGAAGUGACGAAAAUGCAAGUGGCUUCACAGCAAGAGAUUGGUGGCUUUAAAGUUUCUGAAUUGCCCGGGCCUGAAGUGUUACUGGAGCCGGGCAAGUCCGACGGUCAAACGAAACUGGUCCGUAGAGGCGCCACCGUCAAGUGUUACUCGUGGAGCGCCGCCGAUAACACGUGGAACGAGAUAGGCGACGUGAUGGGCGCCACCCCGCCCGCUGACGGUACCACCAUGUACCAGGGGAAGGAAUACGAUUUCGUGUUCAGCGUGGACAUCAAAGAUGGCGCGCCUCCAAUAAAACUGCCGUAUAAUAAGACUGAAGACCCGUGGGUUGCAGCCCAGGCUUUCAUACACAAACACAAUUUACCUCAAGUCUACCUGGACCAAGUAGCUAACUUCAUCAUUACAAAUGCUAAGUUAGAUCAACUGCCUGCAUCAAGCAAUGGGUUCGCGGAUCCGUUCACCGGCGAGAGUAGGUACGUGCCGGGGUCGACGGCCGGACCCGCCGCCCCCGCGCCCGCGCGCGCCCCCGCCGCCGCCGCCGCGGAUCCGUUCACCGGAUCCGGCGCGUACACCACCGCCUCCGCCACCGCGCACGAGAAACCGCUCGUGCCUCAUGACGCCUACAUCAGAUUCGAUCAAGCAAAUUUAAAAGCCAUAUAUGACAAACUAAAAGAAUUCAAUAGUAAAAUAGGCGACGGUCUCAGUCCACUGACAGACGAACAGUUGGAAAAUGUUGUCAAACUAGGAGAAUUGAAUAGCACACACAACCCUGAAACAGUCACGCUAUUGAAGAAAAUGUUGGAAUGGCCAAAAGAAAUACUAUUUCCAGUGCUUGAUGUGACCAGACUAGCGGUUAGAAACAAGGAUAUAAAUGGACAGAUAUUUGACACCACAUAUGGUCCUAACUUCGUCAAGUUUCUCUUAACACUGCUAUCACCAGAAAAUCUACCAGCGAACCAGAUGCUAGCAAUGCGAGUAUUAGUAAAUGCAUUCAGUGAUCUUCCUGGCGAGAUGUUAGUACUAGCGGCUAGAGAGAGUGUACUACACUGCAUCAUAUGUUUACAUCAGCUCAAUAAUAAUGCACAAAUAGCGGCGGCAUCGUUGGUAUUGAAUCUGUCCGUGGCGUUAAGUCAACACAUUGACGCGGCGCACCUGGCGGACGCGGCGCUGCAUCUCGCCGCCACGCUCGCCGACCACGAGGCGUACUUCAGGGCACUAGUAGCAUUAGGCACGAUACUCGCCGAAUGUCCGAACAAACUUGUUAUUCAAACCAAGGUAGUUUCCAAUGCGCAAGUGCACAACAGAUUGAAGAGAGACAGCGUAACUAAUUCUACGGAAGCCAGCCUUAAGAAAAUAUCUAUAUGUUCUAAACAAAUACUCGGACUUUUAUGAACUGAUCCAGACUGAUAAUUAAAAGUAACUCAAUAAAAUACAAGAUAUGUAAUUUAUAUCUUUGAGCGACUGGAAAAAACAAACUAGAAAUAUGUUUGUAAAUGCUGAUUGAUGCUUGAUGCGUCCAGGAAAUAUCAAACAUUUUUUGCUAUUUUGUUUGUAAUAUAACGUGAAUCAGUUAUGUAAAUGAAAGUCCUAUUAUUUCUUUUGUAAUGGACGUAAAAAUAAGGUUGUCUAUGAUUUUCUUGCGACUCGAUGGUAAUGAGAGUAUAAAAUAAAAUUAUUUUUAACAGAAUAUUUUGUUUCUUACUGCUUUUGUUAUCUAUUAAGGCAUGCUUAAAAAUCUAUAUAAAAGUUUUGAUGCAUCUCUCAUUAUAAAACCCAGUUCAAAAGCCACAGUCGAUACAUUUAUAAAACAUAAUGGUGGACAAUAAAAUUAGACCAUCUAAUCUACUAAAUUCGUUGCCGUGUUUUAUAAUAUAUAAUCAUUUUUUUUAAGUUUUUAUUGUGUUUUAAAUUUUUGUAUUAAAUAUUACAUUUUUAAUGAAUCAACUAUUUGUUUAGCAAUACACAAGAAAACAUACAAUGAUAAAUAUUAGAACUGUAGGAAAAUUCUGGUGAUGUUAACGUAAUAAUUGAAUCUCAAUAGAAUUUCAGCUACUCGCAUUUUACUACUGUACUAUCCACCUAAAGUCCAAUAUUAUUACAGAUAUAUAAUAAUAUUGGGCUUCUGGUAGAUAGUACAACGGCGGCAAAAUUCAAGUUAUUGAGAUGCUCUUCUUACGUUAAUAUAACUAGAAUUGCCCUUCCGGUCUAAUUUCAUCAGUAGUAUAAGUAAGUAUGAUCUAUAGUACUGUAAUCUUGACUGAGGUGGCAACUAUAUACUGAAUGUUAAAAUGGGUACGGACUAACUUAAAAUGUAUACUUUCGAAAAUUUCAAUGAUUUUUGUCGAACUGAAUUUAAAGUUUAAUAUACUCAAUCUUUUUCCCAGUCAAAUUCGACUAAAGCUAAAAGAAACUCAUGAUUGUAAUAAAAAUAAUAAUUUAUUAUAUUAUGAACGUGUAAUUUACACAACUGAUAGCGAGUCGAUAGCUUUAUAAUAAACAAUGUUAUAAGUGGUUUCUUUUUAUAUUAUUUUAAUACAAACUCUAAUUACAAUAAUAAAGGAUUGUAAUAAUUAAUGUCUAACUUAUUUAUAACUUAUAUACAACCUACCACAUUUCCAGUACACAUCGAUUGACUUAAUAAACAGAUUCAUUAUACAAAAUUUAUGAUCUCAUAAGGUAACAUGAGUAGCAGAUUUUUCUUAUUACAUUAGUACCUGAAUAAAGCACAUUAAACGCAAUAAGGAAGUAUUUAAAAAAAACGAAAGCACUAAAAAGCACCUCUACUUGAUGGCGACUCUAGCAAAGUUGAUUUUUUGCAGGAAACGAAUGGACCAAAGACUUUUUGCAGGAAAAGAAAGGAACAAAGACAGUUAUUUCCGUUCCUUUUAAUUAACAUAUAAUAAACUGGAAUUUGGAAAGUUCGAAACUUUAAAAAACUGUUUAUAUAACUCGUACGAAUUACCAUGACACCUGAUGGUCUAUUCUAAUAGCCGCCAAUGAAAAUUCGGAAAAUUACGAAUUGUUUUUAUAAUUUUCUAAAAAUCACAACUGUGAAUAUUAUCUGUGCAUUAGAGGCAGCGUCAGGUCAUAUCUCCGUUGUAUCAUAAAGUAUAGAUAAAUGGGUUCCUUCGGAGUCUUACUAGCAUUUCGAUUUCGUAUAAAUAGAAUAUGCCUGCAAAUGGUUUAAUUUAACCUCCGCAACAAAGAUAAAAAAAAAAAUGGAAAACUCUCUCUUUAGAGAGUGGCGCCACUAUUAUAGUAACAAAAUUCAAUUGUUUGAAUCGACAAUGUUAUUUUAGUAUUAGCAGAGUUGAGUAUUCUUUUUU
This is a messenger RNA of Diatraea saccharalis (sugarcane borer), 4189 nucleotides long. The record is from the annotation of a GenBank genome assembly. Lineage: Eukaryota; Metazoa; Arthropoda; Insecta; Lepidoptera; Crambidae.